CGGUGAACGUCGAAAGUCAGUUGUGUCACGAUCUCACGACCGCCGCGACGAGUUUUUUUCCCCGUGUUUGUCACAAUAACACUGGCGAAAGUGACGCCUAUUCACGAGAAAUCUGUUGACGUUCAAAUUGCCAACACAAUCUGAAUCUUCGAUUCGAGAGAAUCUUAUUAUUUCUUUUUAUGGUCAAUAAAAAUUCUCACGAAAUGACCACUGUUAACAAAGAUUUGCAACGAGAACGUGAAAAAUGUACGUUUAAUCCGAUCGAGCUGACGAAUUAUCUCGAUGGAAGUCCGGAGAAAACAGCCAAACGUCGUGAGAGAGAGGAGUAUAUUCUCGGCGACCCCGAUCUGCGGGACUCGGGGGUUCCAACUGCAUACAAAAGUCAUAAAGAGGCUUAUGAAGAUGCGGUGAAACGAGGCUGCAUCAUGCUUAAGAAAAUUCAGCAUCUUCAAGAGCAGGGUAAAGCUGACAUGGAGGCUUUCUCGCAAAUAUUGGGAGGAAUGUUGGGUUCGGCGAUUUUCAAGGAUGGCAAUCCUUUGACACUCCAUUAUGUGAUGUUCAUACCAGCAUUGAUGGGUCAAGGAAAUGUGGCACAGCAAAGUUUCUGGAUUUCCAGAGCCUGGACGUGUAACAUUAUAGGAACUUACGCCCAGACUGAAUUGGGACACGGAACUUUCAUCCGAGGGCUAGAAACGACGGCAACGUACGACGAGAAGACCCAAGAAUUUGUACUUAACAGCCCGACCCUGACGUCCUACAAAUGGUGGCCUGGUGGACUGGGUCAGACCGCCAACUAUGCGGUAGUCGUUGCACAACUUUACACACGUGGAGAAUGCCGAGGAAUACAUCCAUUUAUAGUGCAGUUACGUGAUGAAGAAACUCACGAGCCUAUGCCAGGGAUAAAAAUCGGCGAAAUUGGAGUGAAGCUGGGAAUGAAUGGAACAAACAAUGGAUUUCUGGGUUUCGAUCACGUUCGAAUACCACGAGAUCACAUGCUGAUGAAAAAUUCACAAGUUCUGGAAGAUGGUACGUACGUCAAACCUCCUAACGAUAAAUUGACGUAUGGGACGAUGAUGUUUGUGCGUGUCGUUUUGGUACGUGACAUUGCGAGAUUUUUGUCGAAAGCUGUCACCAUCGCUGUGAGAUACAGCGCCGUACGACGUCAAAGUCAAAUACAGUCAGACGCGCCUGAAUGUCAAAUAAUGGACUUUGUGACCCAGCAGUACAAACUAUUUCCGAACAUUGCGGCUUGUUAUGCAUUCUUAAUGUCGGCAGACUGGAUAUGGGAAAUGUAUAACAACGUAACCGCUGAACUGGAUAAAGGAAGUUUGGAAAGAUUGCCCGAAUUACACGCUCUGGCUUGUUGUUUAAAAGCUGUUGCUUCAUCGGACGCAGCUACUGGAAUCGAGCAGAUACGUUUGGCUUGCGGUGGUCACGGUUACAUGGGUUCGAGUAAUUUACCAUCGACGUAUGGGAUGGUAACUGCGAUGUGUACUUACGAAGGAGAAAACACAGUUUUGUUUUUACAAACUGCACGAUAUCUCCUGAAAGCUUGGAGGCAAGCUCUCGAGGGAAAAUCACUCCCGCCGACCGUCAACUAUUUAACAGUUCAUGCAAAAAGAGGAAAAUCAAGGCCAUGGAAACAAACGUUGACUUGCAUCGUCGUUGCACAUCGAGCGGUCGCAGCUGGAAAAAUUCGUCAAGCAACUGAAAAUAUGGACAAACGCAUACGGAGUGGUCUCUCACCGGAGGACGCCUGGAACCACACGAGCAUAGAAUUCGCUCAAGCAGCGGAGUCGCAUUGCCGGGCUUUCCUGGUGUCCCGAUUCGUCGAGGCCGUUGGAGCCUUGCCAGAUAUGUCGAAAGAAUUGCGUCAGGUUAUUUUUCAACUUUGUGAGUUGUACGCAGUUUAUUGGGUCUUACAGCGUCUGGGAGAUUUUCUUCGGUUCUCGUGCUUGAAAAUCCAAGAUGUGCCUUCGCUUCAAAAACGUUUGGAAGAAGUUUUGGCAGCGAUUCGUCCCAACGCCGUAGGUUUAGUAGACGGUUUUGACAUUCGAGACGAGAUUUUGGGCUCUGCGUUGGGUGCUUACGAUGGGAACGUUUACGAAAGGCUCUUUGCAGAAGCGAUGAAGAGUCCUCUGAACCAAGAGAGCGUGAAUAAAUCCUUCCACUUGUAUCUAAAGCCGCUUUUGAAGAGCAACAUGUAGCGUCACGUAGAAAAAUUCAUCAUUUGAUAUCUCGACAAUUGUACUUUAAUAACAAAACGUAAAAGUCUUCCAAAAUAUUUGUUGCCAAGGCCGUUUACGAGGUAUUCUAAUUCUUUGAACAAAAAAAAAUUGGGAACAACAUACUUUUAAUACUAUUUCAUCUUCGGAAUCUGAUUUAUAUCAGCAUCGAUGAAUUGUAAAAAAUCAAAAAACCUUUAGCUGCUAAAUCGUCGAACAAAUCCAGUGCCUUUCAAUUUUUGCUUCGAUACUUCAAUGUUCGAGAAACAAGAAACUAUUGUCGUGCAAAACAAUCGACUGAAAGUUAUUCAUAUGCAAAAAAAUAAUUGUUGUUUCCAUAUUAUUUACUAUCAUAGUUACGAACAAUUCCCUGACAGGGUAAUCGUGGAUCUUAUUUCACAUCUUGAACAAUUUUUACUGUAUUCCUGUAAAUAUUUUUCAAAAAGUAGUUUCAAAACAAAUCAUGUAUAUCUAAAAAUAUAUCAAUCGUUAAUUCAUUUUUAAGAGUGGUUCUGAGAGUGGCAGUGCCAAUAAUAAUAAUGAAAAAAAAUACUCGAAUUAUUAUAAGGUUAUUGGUAUAGUUUGAGAAUAGGAAUCGCACUUUUCUAUGUUCUUUUUUUCAUCGUUGCAUAUAUGUAUAAAGGGAGCAAAAAAACUCGAAA
This is a messenger RNA of Venturia canescens, 2887 nucleotides long. It is a transcript of the gene ACOX1, whose product is annotated as acyl-CoA oxidase 1. The coding region runs from base 180 to 2207 and encodes 675 amino acids. Gene Ontology annotation, cellular component: peroxisome. The transcript is spliced from 11 exons. NCBI's taxonomy places the organism in Eukaryota, Metazoa, Arthropoda, Insecta, Hymenoptera, Ichneumonidae. Gene Ontology annotation, biological process: fatty acid beta-oxidation using acyl-CoA oxidase; lipid homeostasis. Gene Ontology annotation, molecular function: acyl-CoA oxidase activity; FAD binding; fatty acid binding. The record is from RefSeq and is a predicted model, not a curated record.